UGGGUGAGGUCGCGGUAACGUUUCAGCGAAUGCGUGUGCGAGUCUCCGGAAGCAUUGGCUGGGCGGCGCGGAGUAUUUCCGGAGGUCGGAGUCAUGGUGAUGUCCAUGCUCUGACGGUGGCUGCAAUGGAUGAGGACUUCCCCCGCGGGGGGAUACAGCGAAAGCCCACUGCAGGGAAGAACAAGAAUGAGGAACAGGACAACUUGUUUCAGCUCUCGGGGUCUGAACAUCGUACAAAGAACCCGAAGGUAGAACAACGGAAGAAAGAAAUAAACAAUGAGAAAACAAAAAAGCCAAGGGAAUUGCAGGGCCGGGCAUCGCGGGAGAAGCAGCCAAAGGAGGAAGGCAUCCUCACGUUCAAGAAGCUGAACGUCGGAACCCUGCUGCUUGGAUGUGUGAAGGAAGUGACUGAUUUUGAACUUGCCAUCGGAUUACCCCAUGGACUCACCGGCUACGUGAGCCUCACCGGCAUCUGUGAUGCGCUUACGCAGUCCCUGAGCGAGCAGGUCAAUGAGGACCUGUCCGAGGAUCUGACUGCUCUCCCAGACCUGUACAGCCCCGGUAUGGUCGUACGGUGUGUCAUUUCUCAGCUCGGGGCAACAAAGACAAACCGCCACAGCUUGAAGCUCUCCAUUAACCCCAAGGAGGUGAACGCAGCGCUGUCGGCAGGGACAUUACGAGCAGGAAUGCUGCUCUCUGGCUGUGUGUCCAGUGUGGAGGACCACGGAUAUCUGGUUGACAUUGGGGUCAAGAUCACCAAGGCCUUCCUUUCGCAACAGAAAGCCCAGGAGUACAUUAAGAACAGGAACCAAGGACUCCCUCUCCGUGUUGGUCAGUACCUGAAUUUCCUUUUGGAGUCGGUAAAGGACAAUGGCCGGUUCGUCCAGCUUUCAGUCCGAUCAACUGAUGUUGCUACGGCAAUGGCCACUGAUGAUCAGAAUUGGGGCCUUUGCAACUUGCUCCCUGGGCUGGUGGUGAAUGCUGAGGUUCAGAAGGUGAAUCCCCACAGUCUGGUUCUGCAGUUCCUCUCUGGCGUGUUGGGCACCGUUGAUUUCAGGCACCUGGAUCCACAGAAAAUUGGGACCUACCACACGGGUCAAAAGGUGAAGGCCUGUGUGCUGUACGUGCAGCCUGAUUCCAAGUCUGUGCACCUGACGCUGCGGCCCAUCUUCCUGCAGCCAGGGGCACUGGUGCGGCAGCCAGGCAGGCAAAGCAUUGGUGAAGUCCUGGAGCAGUGCACGGUGCUGUGCUACCACAAGGGUGCUGGUGUCACCUUUCGACUGGAAGAUGGGUCAUUUGCCUACUCUCGUGUGUUUCACCUAUCGGACACAAAGAUGACCUCAGCUGCCAACGUUUUCAGGAAGGGCACCAAGCACCGGUGCCGGGUCAUUGACUAUGCCCCCAUGGAGCAGAUGGCCCUGGUGUCACUGAAAAAGACCAUUAUUGAAGCCCCAUUUUUGAGGUACCACGAUAUCCUCCCGGGACAGAUGAUUGAGGGUAAGGUCGCCUCCCUGGAGAAAUUUGGGGUCCUCGUGAAGGUGACAGACCACAUCCGGGGACUGGUGCCUCGAACACAUCUGGCAGAUGUCCCACUGAAGCAUCCAGAAAAGAUGUACAGCGUGGGAGACAAAAUUAAGUGCAGGGUGUUGAGGGUAAAUGCUGAGACCAAGAAGGUUACUUUGACUCGGAAGAAAACAUUGGUCAAGUCGAAGCUUCCUGUCAUUUCUUGUUACUCGGAGGCUGUGCCCGGGCAGACAGCCCACGGUUACAUUGUGUGCGUAAAACCUUUUGGCUGCAUCGUCUGCUUCUACGGUGACGUGCGAGGACUGGUCCCACGGCAUGAGCUAAGUGUCGAACCCCCGCCCUUCCCUGAGAAGGUCUUCUAUGUUGGCCAGGUUGUGAAGGCCACUGUCCUGAAAUGUAACCCAAACCAGGAGAAGCUGCUGCUGUCUCUUAAACCCCACUGCGACGCCAUUGGACGGGAACCGGGAACCAGAGCUGAUGAUGCUGCCCAGGAACGUGAAGGAGCUGCUGGGUACCCGACUGGAAAGAUUGUUGAUGUGAAAGUGUUGGCGAAGGCGAAGGAUGGGCUGGAGGUCUCCAUCUUACCUGAGCAAGUGGCUGCCUUCCUGCCCACAACUCAUCUCUCGGACCACGUGAGCAACUGUCGGCUUCUGGCAGAGAGACUCCGAGUGGGUGACGUCAUCUCCGGAGUCAUGUGCUGGAGCCAGGCCAUCAAUCGGAUUAUUCUUUCCAGAAAGCCGGCAUUGCUGGCUUUUGUUGAACAAGGAGUAGUGGCAAAGGAUUUUACAGAGCUCCAGGUGGGAAUGGUGAUGACAGGAAUGGUGAAGAACAUUAUGCCGUACGGAGUGUUUGUGGAAUUUGCCCACGGCCUCGUUGGCCUGGCUCCCAAAGCUGCCAUGUCUGACAAGUUUGUCACCAACACAGUGGACCAUUUUGUGAUGGGACAGACAGUGGUUGCUAUGGUAACGAACCUGGACGAGGAGAAGAGGCGAGCUCUGCUGACUCUGAAAGUGUCAGACUGCGGAUCUGGGGAUGCCGAUCGGGAGAGCCUUGCCCUCUUGAGCCAGUACUUGAUGGAGCUCGAUUUCAUUCGCUCCUUCAUGGGCCGGAGGGAUUCCCCCGUCGUUGCCAAUCUGAGCCGCCUGGUCAUUGGACAAAGGCUGGAACUGACCGUAGAUGCAGUGAAGACUGACGGGACCAUGCAUUUCACUGGCAAGGAUGUUGCUGGGCUGACUGUUACAGCCAGUCGCUAUCACCAAGGGGAGGCGCCUGUGAGCCCUGGGCAGCAGCUGGCAGCAGUUGUGUUGUUCGUCGAUCUCCUCUCCUCCACGGUCUAUGUUUCAGUCCGUCCGGAACUGCUGUGUGCACGUGUCAAAAAGCUGAAGGGAGUUUCGCAGCAGUCGGCUGUGGUACAGUUUGUGGCAUCGGAUGUCGCUGUGGCGUCGCUGUGUGGCUCCUCGCAGCUCACCUUCACUCCAGUUGCCUCCCACCUCAAUGACACCUUCCACUUCGACUCAGAAAAGCUCUCUGAAGGGCAGACGGUGUCUGUGAAACUUAAGGCCAGUGGCAAGGAGCACCAGGGGAUCCCACUGUCCAGCAGGGGACCCAGUAAACACCGGCGACCAAACCAAGACCACGAGCCUCUGGAGGCAGUGGAGGAGGCAGCCCCCGAGCUCCAGCAUACGUUGUGUGUCGGCGAUAUCGUCAGUGGGACCGUGAAGUCAGUGCGGCCGACCUCCCUGUUCAUCGCACUGCCAGGCGGGGUGACUGGAUUCGUUCACGCCUCAGAGAUCCUCGAACGGGUCUCUGAUGGAACGGUUCCAACUUCGAGCCAGAAAGUUGGCAACACUGUGACUGCAAAGGUCAUCGGAGGCAAAGAGACAAAGUCACACAAGUUUCUGCCGAUCACACACUCGCGUUUCACAGUGAAUAAGCCGGUGUUGACUCUACGACCCAGUAAACUAUCAGAGAAACAUGCUGCUGUACCACAGGAUGAGGAGCUGGUGGACAGGCUGCGGGCCUUCAAGCGCGGACAAGUGCUGACCUGCUACGUGUACAGGUACUACAGUGCCAAGCAAUGCCUGGACGUAGAAGUGACCCACGAUAUCCAUGGGAAUGUCGAGCAGCUGCUGUUAACCCUCAAUCACAAGUGCAUGAAACAUCCCGAGCGGAUGUUCCAACCCGGUCAGGCAUUGACUGCAACGGUGAUCAGCCCAGAUAGUACAGGCACCCGGCUCUGUCUCUCGCUCACAGGUCUGUGCUCGCUGGAUGAAGGGGCUGUGACUUUGGGCACCAUCAAAAAAGUCCUUCCAAGCAUCGGGGUUCUCGUCAGCCUGCCCUUUGGGAAGACCGGCCGAGCGGGCUUGUGUGACCUGGCAGACUCGUACAGCGAGUCGCCGCUGGAGGGGCUCGUCCAGGGCAGUCUCAUCAGGUGUUGUGUUAUUUCCAAGGAUAAGAAUCAACUAGGAAUUUCUCUAAGGAAAUCCAGGGUUUACCCUGAAAAGAAGCUUCCAGUGUGCGACCCUGAGAUUACAUCGAUCAAGGACCUUUGGAAAGGGGCAAUCCUGAGGGGUUACAUCAAAGACUUCGGAGAACUUGGAGUUUUUGUCAGCCUUUCAGCCACUUUGACGGGCCAUGUUCAGUAUCAGCACGUCACUGAUUACUCAGUCAACGACAACAGACUCUAUCAGGAAAAUAUCCCAAAGGGAAAGCUGGUGACAGUCAAAGUACUGAGUACAAAGGACCAAGCAGGUUAUGUGGGACUUUCACUUCUCCCUCAAGAUACGAGGAAGCCAGACUUGCUGCCAGCAUCCCUUGGCUUGUUAUGCAAGGAGCUGAAUGAAACUAAGAUGGAGGUCGCUAAGGCCGGGAAACGCAAGCGGAGAGACUCAGAGAGGGAGCAGCUGCCCCCCAAAAAGUUGAAGACACAGAAGAAACAACGCUUGGAGGAGGGUGAUUGUGGACUAGAGGUAUACUGUCGGGAGGCAGACGAGGAGAGUGAUGCUGACAUUGAGCAGCAGCUGAGCCCUGUCAAACCCAAGGUCCCCAGGCUCCAGCUGUCCACCAGCUUUGCUUGGGGUGCGAGUUUAAACACCAUCGCCCCUGUGACGAAGGGACACAAGGACAUGAGCUCGGACAGUGAGGAGGAGCAGAGCACAGACACGGAGCCCAGGCUGAGUCGGAGGGAGAAGGAGGCUAGCAAGCGACGGGCGGAGAAGGAGCUGGCUCGCGUAGAGCAGCAGCUGACGGACCCCGCUCGGCAUCCGCAGACGGCAGACGACUUCGAUCGCCUGGUCCUCGGCUCCCCCAACAGCUCCAUUAUCUGGAUGCAGUACAUGGUGUUCCACCUGCAUGCCACCGAGAUCGAGAAGGCACGGGCUGUGGCCGAGCGAGCCCUGAAAACCAUCUCCUUCAGGGAGGAGCAGGAGAAGUUGAACAUUUGGGUAGCUCUGCUUAACCUGGAGAAUCUCUACGGUACAGAGGAGUCACUGACAAAAGUGUUUGAACGUGCUGUGCAGUACAAUGAUCCGCUGAAAGUCUUCCAGCAACUGGCUAGUGUCUACACCAGAUCUGAGAAGUACAAGCAAGCGGAUGCCCUGUACAACACCAUGCUGAAGCGGUUCCGUCAGGAGAGUGCCGUCUGGUUGAGUUAUGCCACCUUUCUCCUGAAGCAGGGGCGUGGUGAGGGCAGCCGUGCCUUGUUGGAGAGGGCCCUCAAGUGUCUACCAAAGAAAGAGCAUGUUGACGUGAUUACCAAGUUUGCACAGCUGGAGUUCCGACUGGGCGACAGGGAGCGGGCGAAGGCCAUGUUUGAGAGCACAUUGAGCAGUUACCCGAAGCGCACGGACCUGUGGUCGAUCUACAUCGACCUGGUGGUGAAAUACGGCAGCCAGGAGGAAGUGAGACACCUCCUGGACAGAGCUGUGCACCUCAAGGCAGCUCCUAAGAAGAUCAAGUUUUUCUUCAAACGUUACCUGGCCUACGAGAAGGAGCAUGGCAGUGCGGAGCGCGUGCAGGCAGUGAAGGAGAUGGCGCUUGCCUACGUGGAUUCAAGGACCUCUCUGGAGGGCAGUUAGCUGGCUCUGCAGCUGCCGGUUAUCAGCGGGCAUUUUGUACAUUAGACUCUGGACUGCUGGGGGUGGGUGGGCAGGUCUGGUGAGGUGGAGUCUCUGAGAAGGCACUGAACCUUCCUCGAUACUCCAGCUCAUCUCUGCUGGGACUGCCGAGUUCCUGUCUAACAGUGGUGGGUGGGUGGAGUGUGCUGCAGCAGUGAGCAAUGCUGCAGUCUAACGCCACCUUGGUGUUACAGUAGGUCACCCCUCCCCCCAGGCUGAGUGCUGAGAGUUCCCACUCCUGGGUACGGGGGUUCAGUGCGAGACAGGCCACCAGCUGCUGGGAAGUGGUUCCUGGGCUGAUACAGAGCUGGCACCCUGGGCUAGAAGCUGCAGGCAGGGCCGAGUGUCUGUCAUGGACCAGUCACAGUUCGCGAGGGGCUCUGGGUUGCAGCAGCGUGGGCCUGUUCGUCUGGUCCACCCCAGCUCCACCUACAAAGCCAGGAGCUGGAACCACGAGGGGCCUGGGCCAAGGAGCACGGUUUUGGGGCAGACUUCCAGCCCUGAGCUUGGAAUAAAGCCCAUAUGUUGUGGUAUGAAGGUUGUCCGGCCACAGUGGUCUCUGUACAGGAAGGGCCCUGAUCCCACCACCACAGCUGGAGACCGAUGAACCCCACCCAACUGACUCAAGCCCCAGUUACUUGUUGAUUUGCCCCAUGGGGCAUUAGUGGGAGUCCAGGUAAUGCAACAUGUUUGUCUCCUGCAACAAGACCCACAUGGGAUCUUGCUGUGCCAUGCUCACAUAUCCACUCUGCACCGGCAGCAACCCCCCUCCCUCUGCCCCUUCACCAGUGAAGACCAGGAGGUGCUGUUGAUGCAGAAAUGCCCCACUCUCAAUGUAAGCAACAGAACAGAACCCCUCGCGCCUUGGUGCAGACUCAAUCCUGGCACCCAGGGCUUGCUGACUGACCUGUCCACUAGCCAUAGCUCACCGACACAGGCCCACUGCGUGCGGAGUGAACAACUGUCUCAAUCAGCAGAACAGCCUGAAGAUCCAGUGGGACUUUACAAACCUCAGAACCUGUUCCCCAACUGAAAAUCUCCCAGAGCACCGUCCUGAUACACCUACGGUUAACACGGGUUUAUUGCUCUCCCAGUUGUACCAGUCCAGAGGUUGCUGCAGCUUUCGACAGAGAUUACUCUGCUGCUGUUGGGGGAAAUUGCUGCAGUAUCUGGUCCCUGCUUUUUUUAUUACACUGUUUUACUGAGUAAAUGACUGCUGGACAAUAGCUGGCUGCUGAGAGUGCUGAACCCCACAGACUGAUGUAGCACAGCCAAUAAAUCCUGUUUCAGCCAGGUGGACCUGUAGUGGUUUGUAGUAAGGGAAAGCCUUUCCAA
This is a messenger RNA of Pristis pectinata (smalltooth sawfish), 6974 nucleotides long. It is a transcript of the gene pdcd11, whose product is annotated as programmed cell death 11. Gene Ontology annotation, cellular component: nucleolus; small-subunit processome. The transcript has 37 exons. The record is from RefSeq and is a predicted model, not a curated record. The coding region runs from base 30 to 5600 and encodes 1856 amino acids. Lineage: Eukaryota; Metazoa; Chordata; Chondrichthyes; Rhinopristiformes; Pristidae. Gene Ontology annotation, biological process: rRNA processing. Gene Ontology annotation, molecular function: protein binding; RNA binding.